AUGCUGAGAUACCAGCAAAUACUAGGCCUCAGCGAAGUGCGUAGAAAUGGUUUCAGUAAAUUGAGAACGCCCAAAGGUUGGACUUUCCUAUACUCUGGUAAGGAAAGUGAGGAGGACACCCUCGAAUAUGGUGUUGGUUUACUGCUUUCUGAUGCUGCAAAGAAAAGCCUUCUGGACCGGAAACUAAAUAGUACACCUAAAAGGAAGCCCCUGAAGUCUAAGGACAGGCAGCUAAUCGCGACGUCUGAUCAUCAACUGCGAUGUGGGCGCGAACAUUUUGAAGAGGUUUUCCGCUCCACUACACCGAUCGCGCCUGAUACACCGCAGCACACCUCCCUUCCAUCUAGGCUUCUGGACAUUAAAGUCGAUCCACCAACUCACGACGCAGUGGCCAAGGCUAUCCCGUCUCUCAAAAUUGGCAAAGCUCCAGGACUGGACCUCGUUACUGCGGAAAUUCUGAAUGCGGACUUGUCCUCUGCCGUCAAAGUCUUGGCACCCCUUAUUAAGAGAAUCUGGACGAAAGAAGAACUUCCAUAUGACUGGAACAAAGGCCUGCUCAUAACCAUGCCUAAAAAAGGGGAUCUUAGUCAAUGCAGUAAUUGGAGAGGUAUCACUUUGCUCUCGGUACCGUCGAAGGUUUUCUGCAAGAUUAUCCUGGACAGGCUAUCGGUGGUGGUGGAACCUCUUCUUCGCAAAGAGCAGGCUGGCUUCCGCCCGAACCGAUCGUGCAUCGACCAAAUCAACACUCUGCGCAUCAUCCUAGAACAGGCAUCAGAAUGGCAAAGGGAGGUUAACCUAACCUUUGUAGACUUCGAAAAAGCCUUCGACACGCGGAAGUAG
Arctia plantaginis is the source of this 840-nucleotide messenger RNA. The record is from the annotation of a GenBank genome assembly. Lineage: Eukaryota; Metazoa; Arthropoda; Insecta; Lepidoptera; Erebidae.